GAUAAUGACAUAUCCAGCACAUUCCAUUCUUCGUUGACACGAUGGCGGGAGAGUCGGAACCAGAAACGCCGCCGACGGCCGAGAAGACCAGCGCGAAGGAUGCUCUGUCCGCGUCCUUCCUUCCAUCCUCCCUUUCUCUUGUUGGACUUUCUGUCGCGAUGGUCGUUGCCGCCGUGGCCAUGCAUGCCCUUGGCGAAAUAGAUCCGCCAACCCAUCAAGCGGUCCAGGAACAACUCUUCCGUGACGCAAUGCAGUCCCCUCGUAACUCUCGCGGGAAUCUCACCCUUGCCAACGCGACCAGCGCACCGAACUACGACAGACUCUCCAAGUACGAGACAGAUAUCGUGGCGAUGGAUGAUCAGUUCUUCUUGGAGCCUCGCGAGUGCACUGGGACAAUGCCGACGGUCAUGAGUUCGUCGUGGGUGCCUGUCCUAGACGUGAUGCAGUUGCCUGUGGGAACUCUCCGAUCGAACCAGUCCAUCUUUGUCAUGCGCAAUGGCGCUAACCAUGGCCUGCACUUUCUCUGGGAUGGCGACGGUGACUGCUUGCACGCUCUGGCUCGAACCGCGGGCCUUGCAUUAGGCAUCCCUGCGCUCCGCCUGGACAACGGAGUGCGCCUGUCGUCCCAGUACAGCCUCCCGCUCACGACUUCUUCCGACGUCGAAGCUGCCAACCGCAUCGUCCAUGUCCUGCUGGACUUUGACCUGUGGGUCUGGCCUGGGAUUGCAGUCAACUUUACGUACACUUUACACGACAACAUGACACUCACGACCCAGAGCUUAAGUCCGCGGGUGUUUUCCGUGACGAAUUUCAUCAAUCAAGGUGAAGCCGGCGAGAUCAUCGCGCACGGCCGCAAGCUCCUGCGCCGGUCGCCCACGGGGGAGUCAGUGGACGGUACAGUGUCGGACAUCCGCACCAGUUCUACCGCGUUUCUCCCAGACACGGCAUUCUCCAGGCAAUUCCAGCACCGGGCGACGGGUGUCGCGAGGCUGCCGAGUGCGUCAUAUGCUGAACGCUUGCAGCUGGUGCGGUACCGUCCGGGUGAGUUCUACCGCCAGCACUUGGACACGAUGGCGUCCAAGAACAUUGAGGCGCCGCCAGUGUACCAGUACGCCGACUUUGUGAAAUGGACGACAGUUGCUGCCAAGAAUGUCGCGUUGCUCGGCAACGACCUCCCCCAACGGUUCAAGCCAGGCCAGGCUUUGUAUCCGAAUGCUAAAAACGUCAAGUUUGCCUUGGCGUUGGUCGAGUUGUUCUGGAAAGAUGGCGUUUCGAAGCAUUUCUUUGCCAGUCGCAACGAAAUGGAAUGGGAACGCUGGCUUGCGGACAAAGUUGCUCGUCCCAGGGGCAACCCCAUGCGUCAGUUGCUCCAACACGACGCGAAACCCGAGUAUUUGAUCCAUAUCAUUCGAGUGUGGGAACGCCAUUUAAACGAGCCACGUAUUCAACCCUAUCAUGGGUUGCCCCGUUCAGUGAACGGUUUAUCCCACUUUUUACGGUGGAUUCGGUGGGCAAAAGAGCGCAUCAGUGUUCUGGGCGACCAAGUGCCAGCUACUAUACGCCCAAAUGGCAAGUUGUACCCCAAGUACGACCAGUACUUUCAAUACGAGCUCAUUGCGCUGCUCUUCAAGCACCAUUCCACUUCCCAAUUGACCGACUUGCUGUCCAAACAAUGGUUUGACUUUCUCGUGGAAUAUCAGGGUCGGCGCGAUUGCAUUCACAUUCUUCUGCAGCAAGUGCCGGCGCUGGCCCAAUCCCUCGCCGAUACUUGGGCAAAAGAAGUCCAAAUGUAUGGCGAAUUCACAACGACGUACACCCUGCCACGUUAUGUGCAUCACAUGACUCCGAACCGGUUCGUCACACUAUUUGUGUACCUGAACGCAGUGGAGCGUGGCAGCGGCGGGACCGUGUUUCCCUUUGCCGAUUCAAUCGAAAAAGUAGAAAGCGUUCGAUCUACUACUACUAGUACUACUACGAACGGAAUGGCCGAGUGCAAGUCAGGGCUAAACGUGGCGCCCACCGCCUUUGGCGCGAGUCUGUUUUACACACAGACGCCGGACCAAGACGUGGACUUUCUCGCUUUGCAUGGCGGGUGUCCACCUCAAGGAAGCAUUAAGUGGGGCGCUAACGCGUUCAUGUGGAACGCCGACGCGGCCGAAGGCGCCGACUUUUGGAACUAGGAAAAGACUGAUGUCUAUCUCAAUAUUCCGACCUCACUUAGUAUUUGUAUGAACUAAUUUUGGCCAAUGAAUCGUCACUACCUAA
This is a messenger RNA of Aphanomyces astaci, 2265 nucleotides long. RefSeq lists its product as hypothetical. The transcript is spliced from 6 exons. Gene Ontology annotation, cellular component: endoplasmic reticulum. The coding region runs from base 42 to 2180 and encodes 712 amino acids. Lineage: Eukaryota; Oomycota; Saprolegniomycetes; Saprolegniales; Verrucalvaceae. Gene Ontology annotation, biological process: peptidyl-proline hydroxylation to 4-hydroxy-L-proline. Gene Ontology annotation, molecular function: procollagen-proline 4-dioxygenase activity. The record is from RefSeq and is a predicted model, not a curated record.